Messenger RNA from Aspergillus glaucus CBS 516.65, 6453 nucleotides. Its product is annotated as putative myosin class II heavy chain (MHC). Gene Ontology annotation, cellular component: cytoskeleton. The transcript has 2 exons. The annotation marks the transcript as partial. Lineage: Eukaryota; Fungi; Ascomycota; Eurotiomycetes; Eurotiales; Aspergillaceae. The record is from RefSeq and is a predicted model, not a curated record.
CGUGACGAGUCAUAUCUGUCGGCCCCAUUCACUUCGCUCUCCACAUCGCCAGGUGUGUCGAAUCUCUCGACUGGCGGGUCGCCUGGUCCCCUGGAACGUCUCCGGAGACACACUAUAACCCCGAAUCCGCCUACUUUCCCAAAUCUCGCAAGAUACCGCAGCACCGGGGAGUCGUUAAAUUCGUCCCCGGAAAACCGAAGACCGGAAAGCAGUGUCUACUAUACCACCGCCUGGGGUUCUCCGUAUGCUGUACCUAGCCCUCGCACGCUAUCAUUGACUUUGAGUCAGAGUCAGAACGCUGGUGUCGAUCGUGAAUCGGGAGCUAGUUCCCCGGCCUCGAUGCCCAGUGGUACAUUUCAGGGGAUUGAACCGAGCAGCGAUAAUAAUAAUAAUAAUAAUAACAAUAACGACAACAACGGAUUUCUGAGACCGUCCGGUGGGGAGAGCUCUGCCAGGAAUCUAUACAGUGGCAUCCUGGACCGUUCUCCGGGACGAGAUCUGUUUGGCAGAAAAGGAGGAAAGUCGAUAAAGGACUUCACUCAGGAUUGGAUCAACCAGUACCUUUCUGGUCAGCCCAGAACAGAGCGGAGCAAUUGGCUUAGCGACGACUCAGGCAGCGAGGCUCCAUCGUUCUUUACAGCACAGAACCAUUUUGCAGACGACGAUUGGUUGGGUCUGGAAGAAGACAGUCGCGGCGAGGAACUUUUAAGGACGCCAACACUGGCCGAUUUUGCGAACCGGAAGAAAGGCACCGGCCAAAGCGAGAGCAGUACUAAUAGUACUACUAGUACGGCCCGUCAAAAAUUCAGGGAUUAUAUCCACAAGCGGACGGAGACGCUCAAGCAGGAGGACUUUUGGGGGUUUGCAUACGAUAAAGAUCCGCAGCCGAUCGCCAUGGACAACACAGAAGGUCUGCCUCCAACCGACUCGGAGGCAAGCAAAGUAGUCUCGCCCGUCGAGAAGCCACUGCCACCACCGCCUGCAGAGGAACCGAUUGAGAAGACACCACAAUCAGCGCCUAAUAAUGCUGAAAACGCUCAGAGAUAUGAAAGCACCCCCCGACCAAAUGCCCCGAAACCACCAGUCUUAAGUAGAUCUGGCACCUCGACGUUCCAACGAACCAAAAAGAAGAUUCCCUGGCGGGGGAAAGCGUGUAUUAUUGCGCUUCCGCUGGAAGACAAGAGAGGUUCUGAAGAAUCCGGGCAUCGUCUGAUGCGCCCCGAGGAUGUUGAACAGCGACUGAGGAAGUGGGAAGAAGAAGGAUACGACAACAGUGGAUUCACCAUCUCUAAUUUGAAUGAUCAGUAUGAUGCUGCGGCCAUGGAGCUCGGAGGCUCAAGUCGACCUGUCUUCCCCGACCCUACAGACGUACAGGGAGAGUGGACAACUGGGGAGUAUGGAGUCCGGUUCCCAGAUAAGGCCGUAUGGGAUUCCUAUGUCAAUUUCCUCCAAGAGGAGAAGUUGCGAGCUCUUGGUGUGUCGCUGGGCGAUGAGGAAGAAGCGCAACCGUCCGUUUCGCCGGCGUCUGCUGCUAUGAGCCAGAUGGCUCCUUUCCCUGGUCUAAUCGCGUCACCACCCAUCCCGACAGCAUCGGCGGCCGGCAACCCGCUUGCUGUACCGCACCCCUUCUCUCCGCAAUUGAAUCAGUCGGCGAAUACGCCUAAUGGCAUCGGCGCUCUAGCAUCUCCUGCCUCGCAAUUCAGCGUGCAAGCACCCUUUUUGGGCGUCGACCAAAAUCUGCUUGCCGGAUAUCCUCUGCCGUUCCAGCCCACGCCUCCUGCCCAGGGCUCUUUUACCCCUCAAAGUUUCUUGAACGCCCGCCAGGCAGGAGCUAUUCCUGGCACCUUGCCUAACUUGUCGUCUAUGCUCUCGCCUGUUUCGCCUUUGAAUGACCAGGGUCCCUUCCACCCAGGGCUGGAUGGCAAGGAAUCCUUCGACAACCAAGGACAACCAUUGCCUCGGGUCCAGACCCCUACUGAGCAACCGGAUCAUUUCCAUGCAUCUAAUGUGGAGAUUGCUCAUCCUACACCUCGCGGCCACAGCCGUGGUCAGAACCUCAGCGAGACACUUCAGAAGGGCUUGGAUCAUAUCAACCAUUCCGACUACCACCUGGAGAGGUCGAUCGAACGGCAGCUGGAGGAGGACGACCGGGAUGCAGGUCGUGAUGGUUUCAAGAAUUCUGGACUGCUGCACUCUAAAUGGGCUAUGCCGGAUGCUGAUCCUAAUCAAUACCACGGGUAUAACCAUCAUGACGGCUCUGAUAUCGAUACUAACCCAAGUCUUUCCGGUGCACCCCACGGUCACGGCCCUCUCGCGAACGAUAUUGCCUGGCACGAGUCGAAACCAAGCAUGGAAUCGCAUCGCUCGAAACUGUCAUCGUCGACAUUCAACGUGGAAGCCAAAGAAUUCGAUCCCAUGGGUGCGUUUGCGUCCCAGAACUUCGGGUUCCAAGACAAUGCUUUCCAGUUCCAAGGGGUAGAUCCCUCUUUGUUCACCUUUGGCGCUGGCCAGGGUUUCCAGGGUGCCGUGCCUCCUACAGCCUCCUACAAUGUUACAGCCCCCGCAUUCAACCCCCCUGGAGUCAACGACCAAAGGAGUGCUGGCCCCGACGAAUUCAAGUUCUCCUCCGCUUCAUUCAACGUCGAUGCUCCUGCGUUCAAUCCCGGCGGCGCUGCAAGCUCUGAACAACCAUCUGGGGAGAAAACCAAGAUCUUUGGGGAUAUCUCAGAUGUCUCGACACCCGCCAAGAAGUCAAAAGCAAUUCCCAUUGUGCGGCCAGAUGAGAGCGAACACAAGGAAAAGAACAAGGGGGUUGAGGGAGAAAACGCGAAUGCCCAACCAGCUCCUGCGGAUCGCAACAAGCGUGCGCGCCGUGGUGACCAGCCUUCUGAUGGGGAAGAGCAACUCAGCGUGCCAACUCGUGCUUUGACGGAGAUGAACAAUGUCAAGGCUUCCCAGGACUUAACUGCACCCCACAAGCAGGCAGAUGGCAAAGAAAAUGUAGCGCCUGGCAAGGAGAGCCUGGCUGCUGCUGAGCGGAAGGACACACCGGUCAGUGAGGCUUCGACAUGGGCGCCUCCGGAGGGCAGAGAACAGGUUGAGACAUCAGAAUCACCAGUGCGGCACCAAGCGCCAGAGCAAGGUCCCGAAAAGGCCGCUGAGCAGCCACCGAUAGAGAAGGCACCCACUCCUGCUCCUAAAGAACAGGACAAGGGCGCUGAGCAAGCUUCUACCGUCACACUGAAGAAUAAGUUCCUUUCAGCAGCUGCGAAAUCCUUCGAAUUCAAGCCUGCUGUGCCUGAGUUCGUUCCUCCUUCAAAUGAAAAGCCUCCUAGCGUCCCUGAGAAGCCUGUCAAUGGAUUGAUGUCUUCCCGUUACGCCCCUGCUGAGAAGGACCAGCCACAAGAAGCCAAGGCUCCUAGACCGGAGUACACCUCAAGCGAGGAGUCGCCUGACGAGGAUGAGCUUAAUGCUAUUAUGGAGCAGCUGAACGAUGACUCUGAUGUUGGUAUCGAGAGAAUAAACACUCCUCAACCUAAGAGAAAACUGCCGGAGCCCGUUGCCGGGCCAUCGAAGGAGAAGCGACAUGUGCCAGCCGAGAUCAGGAGCGAAGCUCCAAGCCCCAGUCCCGGACGGGGUACGCUGGAUAUUCCCAAGCUCGACUUCGAGUCUCGGUCUCAGCUCUCCGUUACUCCUUCCAAGAGCAUGAUUGGUACUAUCACUUCGCCUGUCCGGCAAUUGCUACACGACAAUGAUCAUAUCAGCGACUGGGACGAUGUUAUUUCCUCGGGUGAAGAUGACAAGCUGCUGAACCGGAGCAGAUUCUUCGAUCGUCGCAUCAAUGAUCUCGUUGGUUCCACUGUUGAGGAGCGUUUGUCUCCGCUUGAGCGGGCCUUGGGCGUUAUUCAGCAGUCUGUGACAUCUAUUGCCUCGGGAGCUCAGAACAAGUGGACGCUGCAAAGCACCUCUGCUACUGGCGAAGACAGUGAUGCUGAUGACGAGGAUGACGAGUACGAGGACAAUUCGUCGGUUAGACCUAGGUCUCCUAUGCAGCAACAGAAAGACCGAAGACUCGACAAACUGAAGAAUGUCAUCCAGGAAGCAUUGGCGGCUCGUGCUCCCCAGGAGGUGGAAUCUCCCGCUACUGCCGAACUCUUGCAACUUAAGCAGAGCUUUGCCGAGUUGCGAGAGAUCACCUCCGAGAAACUGUCUCAAGACCCGGCUGCGAACAUGAAGAGCAUGAUCCAGGAGGUUGUCUCUUCGCAACUCCAAAUGCAGAACUCGCGUCCUUCUGAUGCCGAGGAGAUUGGAGCCGACAGCCUUAUGCUUCAGAUCGAUGGUCUCAAGAACAUGCUGCGUCUUGCGGAUGAACGGGCUGAGCAGGAGUACAAGAUGCGCCGUGAGGGUCAAGACUCUAUGGCUGAGCUUCAGAGGCUCUUGAAGGUCGCUGAGGAGGAUGCUGCCCGACACAGUGAAGCUGCCGAAUCUGCUGAGACUCGCUUCCUCCAGUUCAAGGAAGAGAAGAUCCCUUACUUCGAGCACAUCCAAUCGCGAUCUGAUUCCCUGUCCCAGGAGCGUGAGUCACUCAGGCUUACGCUUGCCGAGAUCUCGUCCAAGAACAUCACCCUUCAAGGCACUAUUGACGAGCACCGUGUUUCGAGCGAGCACUACAAGCGGGAGAACGAGAGGCAGCAGGCUGAACUGGAACGAACAAACGAGGAGAACAAGAAGCUUCAUGAGACUAUCGAGCACUUGCAGAUUCGCCUUGGUGACGGCAUAAGUAUUCGCCAGAACCUCAGCGACAAGUUCGACUAUCUGCAGGGGGAAAUGGUCAACGUUACCCGUGACAUUACUCGCGACCAGGCGAACUGGCGACGCAAGGAGGAAGCCUACGUUGCUGGAAACAAUGAGUUGCGGGCUGCGUAUAGUCGGGAGCUUAAGCUACGCGAGAAGCUCGAGAUUGAUAUCAGCGAGCUUGAGCAGCAGGAGCGCGAAGCGACUAAGCUGAAGUUCAUCUUCGGACAGUCGCAGCAGGAGAACGCACGUCUGGAGGAACUGGUUGGUAACCUGAGACUGGAGAACCAUAGUCUGGAAUCCAAGGCGGUUCACUUUGAGCGCGAAUUCAACGAAGCCCGCGAGAGCAGCCGUGUGGAGAUUCAACGCACUAGGACUUCUUUGCAAACGGAUCUGGAGGCCGCCAACAGCCAAGUCAACAUUGUCCGUGCCGAAUUGGAAGCGCAGAUCAUCCGUCUUCAGAGCCAGCAGGACAACAUCAGAAUGGACGCUGACACCGCACGCGAAAGCUACGAAAUGCUGCUGGAGGCAGCCAACGAAGCCAAGGCGGAAGCAUUGGCAUCCAAGGAGCUGGCUGUCGAUGAUCAGCGCAAGGCGCAUGAGCGUGUUCUCAACGACCUUCGUGAGCGCCACGUCCGUGCUAUGCAUAACAACUCGGAGGACAAGGUGAGACAGGAGUCUUACAUGUCCGAGCGGUUGGCCCUGUCGGAGGACAAGGCGCGACACUUUCAGGACCGCGUCAACCACCUUGAGGAGAAGCUUGAGAUUGCCAAGUCUGCUGCUCGUGCGGCUGCUGAAGCAGCGCAGACUGCCAAGGUCAGCCCUGGUGCAUUGAACUCGCAGUCUUUGCCUCCUGCUAGGGGAUCUGAUGUUCCUGAGAAGAUCUCUCCUCAGGCUCUGCGUGAGUCGAUUCUUGUUCUGCAGGACCAAUUGCAGCAGCGGGAGUCGCGCAUCGACGAGCUUGAGCAAGAAGUUGGCUCCGUUGAUAAGGAAACGCCUAACAAGCUCAAGGAGAGGGACACGGAGAUUACCUGGCUUCGUGAGCUGCUUGGUGUCCGACUCGACGACCUCCAGGACAUCAUCAACACCGUGUCGAGGCCCUCUUUCAACCAGCACGCCGUGCGCGACGCUGCUAUUCGCCUGAGAGCCAACUUGCAAAUGCAGCUGCAGGAGCGAGAGCGCGCUAUGACGGGCCAGGGCUUCCCAUCUCUCCCAUCCAUUACCGAAUUGGCUGCAUCGCCGCGCAAUCUCCCCUUGGCCGCAGCAGCCGCCUGGGGUAGCUGGCGCCGUACAAGAGAAAACUCGACCACCGACCAAACACCGUCCAAGCCAAGCAAUGCCAGUAACUUCCUCUCGGGACUUCUGACACCCCCGGGAUCCAACACUCGCCAGUCUCCCAGAGCAAACGCACCCCUCCAAUCCGGGUCGCGACGCACAUCAGAAAGUCGUCCGAUGAGAUCGUUCAACCCGACGCCACGACCGCUCUCUGGGCGCCAGGGUGGCUUGCAAGAACCGCCCAAGACUCCGCCGCUCCUUCGACGGUCGAGUUAUGAUCAGGAUGCCGAAUCGACCACUUACGAGCACGACGAACCGUUCCCAGAGGACGGAGAAGCGGAGAGCAUAGCGGAUGAGAUGGUUUCUGCAUCGCCGAAAAAUACG